GCUCCGGAAGGUAUCCAGUUCCUCGAGGCCAAGAAGUUAGAAGAAGGAGUGGUUGAGACCGCGAGUGGCCUCCUCUACAAGGAGAUUCGUCCCGGUAGUGGCAAGACGCCCACCGAAAACUCUCCUUGCAGUUGCCACUAUGCUGGACGCCUUAUUGAUGGCACCGAGUUCGAUAGCAGCUACAAACGUGGUGCUCCUUUGUCCUUCGCUCCAAACCAAGUUAUCAAGGGAUGGACGGAAGCGAUGCAGCUCAUGAAGGAAGGCGCCAAGUGGGAGCUUUACAUCAAGAGCGAAUUGGGCUACGGUGAACGCGGUGCCGGUGCGAAGAUUCCGGGCGGCGCCGUUUUGGUGUUUGAUCUCGAGCUUCUCGAAGUGAAAGGAGACUUUGUUAAAGAUCAGUAG
Messenger RNA from Phaeodactylum tricornutum CCAP 1055/1, 402 nucleotides. RefSeq lists its product with no specific name. NCBI's taxonomy places the organism in Eukaryota, Bacillariophyta, Bacillariophyceae, Surirellales, Neidiaceae. Gene Ontology annotation, molecular function: peptidyl-prolyl cis-trans isomerase activity. Gene Ontology annotation, cellular component: cytoplasm. Gene Ontology annotation, biological process: protein peptidyl-prolyl isomerization. The record is from RefSeq and is a predicted model, not a curated record. The transcript is spliced from 2 exons. The annotation marks the transcript as partial.